Molecule: messenger RNA, 1178 nt
Organism: Rubroshorea leprosula
Lineage: Eukaryota; Viridiplantae; Streptophyta; Magnoliopsida; Malvales; Dipterocarpaceae
Source: the annotation of a GenBank genome assembly
AAUUGGUAUCAGAGUAAGGGCUCCAAUUUGAAGGUUUAAUCACCUAGGACUUGAUCAGGGAUGGCUCAAUUUCUAUCUUCUUAACCACUUGAAGGUUUGUCUACCACUAGACCUCCUUUCUUUGAUGGGACUAACUAUAAUUAUUGGAAGAAUAGGAUGAGGGUCUUCAUGCUUGCAAAUGUGCCCACGGCAUGGAUUGUGACUAUAAAAGGUCCAUAUGUACCUAUGAAAGUUGUUGGAGAAAGAGAGGUGCCAAAGGAAGAAGUUGAAUGGAAUGAUGAAGACUUGGAGAAGAUCAUGAUCAACAACAAAGCAAUCAACAUGCUUCAAUGUGCUCUCAAUCCAACGGAAUUCCAUAGAGUUUCCGGGUGUGAUAUGGCUAAGGAGAUGUGGGACAUGCUAGAAGUCACUCAUGAAGGAACAAGCCAAGUAAAGGAGUCAAAAAUCAAUAGACUCAUUUACAUGUAUGAGCUUUUCAAGAUGAAACCAAAGGAGAGCAUUCAAGAUAUGAAUACAAGAUUGAAUGACAUAGUCACUAAUCUCAAGGCUCUUGAAUCUAAGGAUCUCAACACUCUCAAGCUUGAAGAUCUCAUUGGUAAAUUGAUGACAUAUGAGAUAGAAGUUCAAGGUGAAGGUGGAGUUGAAAUAAUUGAGAAGAAGAAGAAGGAUGUUGCAUUCAAGGCUAGCAACCAAAAGGAAGAGAGUGAAGAUGAUGCUGGUAAUGAUGAGUGUAGCAAUGAGGACAUCACCAAAUUGAUUUCAAAGGAAGUGAGGAGAUUCAUGAAGAAGAACAUCAAGAGCAAGCUUGCAAAAAGAGAUGAAGGAGAGUCUACAAAAAGGAGUGUGAAAUGCUAUGAGUGCAACAAGAUGGGGCACUAUAGAAAUGAAUGUCCCAAAUUGAAGAAGGGUGAAGGGAAAAACAAGAAGAGCAUGAAGAAGAAAGCUUUUACCGCCACUUGGAGCAAUGAUGAGACUAGCUCAACAGAAAAUGAAAGCUCCUUGGAAAAUGGUGUUGCAAAUCUUUGCUUCAUGGCUCAAGAGGAUAGCUACAAUGAUUAGGAGGUAAACUCUAACUUCUCUAGUUCAACUAAUGAAAGUUCGUUUGAGUACUCUUAUGAUGAUUUAUGCAAAGUUCUUGAUUGCUCUAUGAAUGACAUUAAGAAACUAGGAAAUGACAA